Messenger RNA from Ixodes scapularis (black-legged tick), 4620 nucleotides. RefSeq lists its product as uncharacterized. Gene Ontology annotation, biological process: DNA-templated transcription termination; DNA integration. The transcript has a single exon. Lineage: Eukaryota; Metazoa; Arthropoda; Arachnida; Ixodida; Ixodidae. Gene Ontology annotation, molecular function: zinc ion binding; nucleic acid binding. The record is from RefSeq and is a predicted model, not a curated record. The coding region runs from base 242 to 4552 and encodes 1436 amino acids.
CUGCCAAAUAAACGUCGGUCUCCGGAUUCGUCGAUUCUCCCGGAGAAACGUAACAGCUGGUGGCAGCGGUGGGAUGGAUCGACGACGCCGGGUUCCAUGGGUGCUGUCGGUGAGUGCCUGAGGCUUCCUUUCCGUUCACCGAGCAGCUUAAGUGUUUAAGGCAGUUAGUUCUGUGGUGUCGCCAAACGGUUGAUACGGGCGCUGGGCAAAAGUAGCCAAACUUUUUUGGAAAUUUCUGAACAUGGAUCCGAUAAAUCUCGCGGCGAUUGUGAAGCCCGAUUUAAUGCUCUUAGCGGAAGAGCUGGGUGUUAAAGUGGUCAAGGCCAUGAGAAAGCCCGAGAUUAUCAAGGCCAUUGAAGAUUGUGGCGCGGGCGCCGACGAAAUUUCCGAGUGUUGGAGCGAGGUGCAGAAGAGACAAAGGGAAGCGGAACUUCACGCGGCUCAAGAAGGGCUUCGGGUUGCUCGAGAAAAACUUGAGCUAGAAAUGCUUCAACGUAACUUUGACGCUGGUGAGGCCAUUGUGGUGGAUAACAGCUCGAAAAAGUUUGACAUGCGAGCCCUUUUGCAACCUUUUCGCGUCGGCGGAGACAUGGGUCUCUAUUUAGUAAAUUUCGAACGGGUUUGCGUUAAGAUGGGUCUUGUAGAGUCGAGCUGGCCUCAAAGGCUCUUGAGUUUACUGCCAGCGGAGGUGGCCGACGUUUUGGCCCGACUAGAUCCUACAGCAGCCGAUGACUACGCGUCCGUAAAGUCAUGCCUGCUUAGGAAGUUCAGGUUGUCGCCUGAAGCUUUUCGACAGAAAUUUCGAGAGACAAGGAAAGGACCGGAGGAAAGUUACGCGGAGUUCGCUUAUAAGCUUAAAGGCUUUCUGGAAAGUUGGCUCCGUGGUGUCAACUCUUACGAGGAUCGUGAAAAGGUGCUGGAGCAGAUAGCACUAGAGCAGUUUCUCUCCUGUAUUCCGACAGGUCUAAAGGAGUGGAUUCAGGAUAGACCGGAAGUAGAAACGGUGCAAAAAGCUGCAGAUUACGCGGAUGAGUACUGCUCUAGGCACGGGAAGAAAGUUGUUGAAGAAAACCGUAGCUCAAACCGUUUCUACGAACGAUGCGGACCUCGCACGUUCGUGAAGAAAGGCGCCGAAAAGGGCAAAGAGAGUGAAGUACCGACAAAGGGAGUGUCUGAUUCAGACGAAAACAAACGUAAAAUGAAGGCGUUCGAGGAGCGUAAACCAAUAGUGUGCUACAGGUGUAAACAGCCUGGUCAUGUCGCUUCUGGUUGCCGCGUCCCUAAAGUUGCUCCCGUUAACUUGUGUCUGGGAGAAGCGGAGGACUUACUCAGGCCGUAUCUGUACGACAUGAAAGUAAAUGGUAAAUUCUGCAAAGGUUUACGAGAUACCGGCGCCACGUAUGAUCUGGUACACUCUUCGCUAGUGGAGCAAGAACAUUUUACAGGCGACUGUGUGUGGAUCCGUCAGGCCUUGGAAAAUCGGGCAGUUAGUCUGCCCCUCGCUAAGGUAAAACUAAACGGACCUUUCGGAGUAGUGGAAACGGAAGCAGCUGUUUCUGACGGAGUGCUUCCAAACUGUCCGUACAUACUGUCAAACAGAACUGCAAGGCAAUUGAGCGAGUCGGGUAUACCGCUUGACAUGAAUCCUGUUCUAAUCGUCACGCGCUCAAUGACAACUAGUGCAGUGCCGGAAACACUUCAGACGGAAGCGCGCGCGUCGACUGGUAAAACCAGCAGCGGGCCCGAUAAAGAGCCGAACGAAGGAGCUGACAUGACCACGCUGGUUUCGCCGGAGAGCAGCAAUUUUCGUGCGCUAGCCGGUGUAGAUAAGCUUACGCUUAUCGCCGAACAGUCAUCCGACCCGAGUCUUUCAAAGUGUCGUGAUAGCGUGGGAAAAGAAAUCAAGCCGAACAUCUCCUUCUUUAUGAGCAACGGCAUUCUUUACCGUAGUUUCAAGGACAAAUCGGGGAACGAGGUAGAUCAGAUUGUCGUUCCAUCCAAGUAUAGAAUUGCAUUACUCGAGCUUGCUCACGGAGAAGGGUGGUCGGGACACCUAGGAAUCACAAAGACCAAGUGCAGGCUUUUGGCAGAAUAUUAUUGGCCGGGCUGCUUUAAGGAGGCUGAGCAAUUCGUCCGUUCUUGCGACACCUGCCAAAGAACAGGACGACCAAACGAGCGCCGAAAGGCGCCUCUGACACUAGUGCCCAUAAUCACGGAACCUUUCAAAAGGCUAGUGAUAGACGUCGUAGGACCCCUACCUACAACUAAGACGGGUUUUAGGUACCUUCUAACGAUAUUAUGCCCAGCCAGCAAGUUCCCAGAAGCCGUUCCAAUGAAAGAGCAGACAUCGGUCGAAGUAGUAGAUAACUUGCUCUCGGUCUUUUCUCGGAUCGGGUUUCCUAGUGAAAUUCAAUGUGAUCUGGGUAGUGUUUUUACCAGUGCUCUAACAACCAGCUUUUUCGAGAGGUGUGGCAUUAAGAUUGUUCACAGUUCUGUAAGCCACCCGCAAAGUAACAGCGUAGAGAGAGCGCACUCGGUAAUGAAGCGCAUUCUCAGGGCCCUUUGUCACGAACAGAAAAAAGAGUGGGACUUGGCAUUGCCCGCUAUGCUUUUCGCGUUGCGAACCGUUGCUCACGAGUCAACUGGUUUCACGCCAGCGGAACUGGUCUAUGGACGCAAUUUGCGUUCACCUUUGCGGUUGCUGCGCGAGGGCUGGGAGGGUGAAGCCGAGAACCCAACAGUGGUGGAGUAUGUGCUUUCCUUACUAAACCGUCUCCACAAAACGCGUGAGCUAGUUGAGGCUAACCUGGGAAAAGCGCAGUCGCGAGGUAAAACCUACUAUGACAAAAACAGCCGCCUCCGAACGUUUAAGGUGGGUGACAAAGUCCUACUUUUGAGGUCUUCUAAGGCUCAUAAGUUGGAAUUGCAAUGGGAAGGACCAGCAACGGUCCAGCAGAGGCUAUCAGAGACAAAUUACGUGGUAAAACUGCCAGGUCGCAGAAAAGAGGUCCGCAUAUACCAUUGCAACCUUAUGAAGCCGUACGUGGAAAGGGUGCAAGUAGUCAGCAUUGCACUAAACCAACCAGAGGAAGUUCCUACACGAAUUCCUGAGCUGGGAAAAACCGACGGGAUCCUGACAAUCGCCGAAGUCGUAGAGGCCGCAGUCGAUAAGACGCUCACCCAAAACCAGUUUUCGGAUCUUACGGCAUUAAUUGGCAAAUACCAAAAAUUGUUUUCAACUAUUCCCGGAAGAACGAGUCUAGUCGAACAUGACAUCGAAGUGAGGACUCGGUCGAAUAUUCAGUGUAAGGCCUAUCGCUUUUCCCCCCGCCAAGAAAAGCUAUUAAAGGAGUCCGUAGAUCAAAUGCUAGAGCUAGGGUUGAUUGAGCGGUGCGAGAGCGACUUCGUGUCUCCUAUGAUUCUGGUAGAGACUCCAGGAAAAGAACCUCGUCCCUGUGUGGACUACCGAAAGUUAAACGCGGUAACGGUAACAAAAGUCUACCCAAUCCCUAAUAUCGAAACUUGCCUUGAGAAAGUAAGCAAAGCCAAGUUCAUCUCAACCAUCGACCUCGUUAGAGGUUACUGGCAAGUGCCACUUACCGCGAACGCCAGUAACCUUGCCGCCUUCAUGACCCCGUUUGGUGUUUUUAAGCCGCUUGUCCUGAGCUUUGGACUGAAAAACGCACCCUAUGCGUUUUCGAGACUGAUGAAUCUGGUACUGGUCGGAACCGAGUCUUUUGCGUUACCGUACCUAGACGACGUCGCUAUAUUUUCGGACACGUGGAGAGAGCACGUUCAGCACCUAGAACAGGUGUUCUCGCGCCUGCAAGACGCAGGACUUACAGUCAAGGCGAAAAAGUGUAAGUUUGGCCGAGGCGAAGUAUCGUAUCUCGGACACGUAGUCGGUCAAGGAAUGAGACGUCCACAAGAACUCAAGGUUCAGGCCAUUAAAGAGUUUCCCUUGCCACAAACAAAAAAAGAUUUGAUGUCCUUUAUCGGACUGGUGAAUUACUACCACCAGUACAUUCCCCAGUUCUCUGAAAAGGCGAGUCCCCUGACGGAUGCGCUCAAGAAAACUGAGCCCACUAAGAUCAAGUGGGACGAUCGCAAGAUAGAGGCGUUUGAGGCUCUUAAGUUAGCCUUGGCGACUCAGCCCGUGUUAGUCAGCCCUGACUACACAAGACCCUUCUUAGUGCAGUGCGACGCCAGCGAAAAAGGACUCGGCGUCGUUCUAAGCCAAGAAAAUGAAGGGGAAGAGCACCCCGUUUUGUUUGCCAGCAGGAAGCUAACUUCAAGGGAGCAAGCCUACAGUACCAUCGAAAAAGAAUGCGCUUGUCUCGUAUGGGCUGUAGAAAAGCUUCGCUGCUAUCUCUAUGGUUCGGAGUUUAUUUUAAUUACAGAUCAUAGACCGCUCACAUGGCUUCAGCAGCUGUCCCCCAAAAACGGUCGCUUGUUACGCUGGAGCUUGACCCUCCAGGAAUAUUCUUUCUUGGUUCGACAUAAAAAAGGAAAGCUUCAUGCGAACGCAGAUUGUCUGAGCCGAGCGCUCUAACCGGCGCACAGUGCGAUUUUCUGUUUCUUUUGUCUCAUCUGCACAUUUGUAAAUAGUUCCAUUCAAUC